Messenger RNA from Penicillium paradoxum, 756 nucleotides. Its product is annotated as copper chaperone CCS1. Gene Ontology annotation, biological process: removal of superoxide radicals. Gene Ontology annotation, cellular component: cytoplasm. Gene Ontology annotation, molecular function: superoxide dismutase copper chaperone activity; copper ion binding. Bases 1 to 756 code for a protein of 251 amino acids. NCBI's taxonomy places the organism in Eukaryota, Fungi, Ascomycota, Eurotiomycetes, Eurotiales, Aspergillaceae. The record is from RefSeq and is a predicted model, not a curated record. The transcript is spliced from 4 exons.
AUGAUCGAACCAUUCCAGACGACCUUCUCGGUCCCGAUGACCUGUGAGGGCUGUGUGAAGUCCAUUUCCAACUCUCUACACAGUCUGGAAGGAAUCAGCAAGGUUGAAGCCAACCUCAAAGAUCAGUUGGUCUUUGUCGAAGGCACCGCUCCUCCCAGCUCCAUCGUAACUGCGAUCGAAAAUACCGGCCGCGAUGCCAUCCUCCGUGGCAGCGGCACUACCAACAGUUCCGCUGUCUGUAUCCUUGAAACUCACUCAACGACCGUCUCAAACAAGAUCCGCGGGCUGGCGCGCAUGGUCCAGGUCUCCCCAAACAUGACCCUUGUCGACUUGACAAUAAACGGCCUAUCACCGGGUAAAUACUGGGCUACUGUGCGAGAAGCGGGUGAUAUCUCCCGUGGUGCCGAGUCCACUGGUGGGAUCUGGGAUGCACUGAAGGCAAAGGUGCUUGGCGCUGAUGCCGCGGCCACCCCGGCCAAGGAAUCCCGGGGUAUCUUCGGCACUGUGGAUGUUGACAGCAAGGGACGCGGCAGUGUAUUCUUGGAUCGGCCUGUGGCAAUCUGGGAGCUUAUUGGUCGGAGUAUGGUUGUUUCGAAAAACACGGAGGGUCCGUUCCAGCGCGAGGACGAGAACACUCUUGUCGGCGUUAUUGCUCGUAGUGCGGGUGUGUGGGAUAAUGAUAAGAUGGUUUGCUCUUGCUCAGGUAAGAACGUAUGGCAGGAAAGACAGGAACAGGUCAUUCAGGGUAUGGCUUGA